Drosophila kikkawai is the source of this 1629-nucleotide messenger RNA. It is a transcript of the gene gsb, whose product is annotated as paired box protein gooseberry. Gene Ontology annotation, molecular function: RNA polymerase II cis-regulatory region sequence-specific DNA binding; DNA-binding transcription factor activity, RNA polymerase II-specific. Gene Ontology annotation, biological process: regulation of transcription by RNA polymerase II; anatomical structure development. The record is from RefSeq and is a predicted model, not a curated record. NCBI's taxonomy places the organism in Eukaryota, Metazoa, Arthropoda, Insecta, Diptera, Drosophilidae.
AUUCGUUUUAGUCUUGCGGCUGACCGUCUCAAAAUCAGUUUCGAGCUGUCAAGCAAACGAGCAGCAUCACCUCUCACAGCGCCUUCGAAAAUAUUCUAACCUGCGUGCAUUUCGGGCAACUGUGUGUGAAGAUCGUACAGAAAAACUAUAGCAAGUGCUACCCAAAACGAACCACGGAUUAUCCCAAGUCGACAGAAGAAGACAUGGCUGUUUCGGCUAUCAACAUGACACCCUACUUUGCCGGAUAUCCCUUCCAAGGACAAGGUCGCGUCAACCAGCUUGGCGGCGUCUUCAUCAACGGGCGUCCACUGCCCAAUCACAUCCGCCGCCAAAUCGUGGAGAUGGCAGCCGCCGGAGUUCGGCCCUGCGUCAUCUCCCGCCAGCUGCGCGUGUCCCAUGGCUGCGUCUCGAAGAUCCUCAACCGCUUCCAGGAGACAGGCUCCAUCCGCCCGGGUGUGAUCGGCGGCAGCAAGCCGCGCGUGGCCACUCCCGACAUCGAGGCCAGGAUCGAGGAGCUUAAGCAGUCGCAGCCCGGCAUCUUCAGCUGGGAGAUCCGCGCCAAGCUGAUCGAGGCCGGAGUCUGCGAUAAGCAAAGCGCCCCUUCAGUGAGUUCCAUUUCACGUCUGCUGCGCGGAUCCUCCGGAUCGGGAACCUCUCACAGCAUUGAUGGCAUCCUUGGCGGAGGUGCUGGAUCAGCUGGUAGCGAGGACGAGAGCGAGGACGAUGCCGAGCCCAGUGUGCAGCUAAAGCGGAAGCAGAGGCGUUCGCGUACCACCUUCUCCAACGACCAGAUCGACGCCCUGGAGCGCAUCUUCGCCCGCACACAGUAUCCCGACGUAUACACUCGCGAGGAGCUGGCUCAGGGCACUGGACUCACCGAGGCCCGCGUCCAAGUGUGGUUCUCCAACCGUCGUGCUCGUCUGCGCAAGCAGCUAAACACCCAGCAAGUCCCUGGAUUCGCUCCCACAGCCGCUUCAUACGGAGCCACUUCAUCCGCCGCCUCUGCCGCUGCCACCGCUCCCAACAUGGGUCUGUACAGUUCCCAGUCCUGGCCGACUUCGGGAGCUGCCUAUGAGACCCAUCCCGGCUAUGGAGGCUCGGUUGCCUCCAUGUCCCCCGCCAGCAGCACCUCUGGCAGCAGUUCCGCCGCCCACAGUCCGGUGCAGUCCCAGGCUCAGCAGCCAGGUGCCAGCGGCGACUUUAUGAACCCCACCUACGGCAUGGGAUCAGGCAGUGCCGCUUACUCUGCCGCCAGCGCCUCUGCCUAUUCCAUGCCCAGUGCCGCCACAGCUGCCACAUCCGCCGAGCAGCUUCGUUCCCAGUUCGCUUCCGCUGCCGCUUCUGGCUCUCACCAUCCCUCGUCGUGGGAUAGCUACAACUUUGCCGGCUCCUUCUUCCCGCCCUCGGCAGCGGCACCCAACCACAUGGGCGGAUACCACCACCAGGUCGACCAGAAGAGCUCCAUGAUGCCUGCCGCCCCCACCUAUCCCUACUUUGGAUUCUAAGCGCUUCACUCUCUUUAUAUAGUACUUUAAGCCUAGCAAUAAGUUGUCAUCUAAAGACCCGAAGACUGUUUAAACCUAUUUCGAAUAUUACUUUAAGGAUCAUGUUUUUGUAGAUUUAAGAGGA